UUCAGUGUAAAUACUGUAUCUUGAGACAUGCUGUAUCCAGAAUUGACUCUACGUUUUCUUUCCUGAGAAUCUGAGGUGAAUGGUAGACAUAUAAAUUUGAUUGAACAGUGAACUUCAAUUCUUUCUAGCUACAUAGGAAAGCAAGUCUAUGCAAUUGAUCACUUAGUAAAACUCUUUUAAUCCACUCUGAAGUUAACCACCAUCAUCAAAAUGUUCUGCGGAGAUUAUGUACUAGGGAUACCACAGUGAAUAGGAUUGUUAAAACCUCUGCAUUCUUGAAAUCUGUAUUCCAGUGAUGUAUGGGAAAUACCGUUAUUCCAGAAUUCAACAAAGUCGUGAAAUAAGAGGUGCAAGGAACCAUCUUCCCAGCUCCCAAUUUCAACCCCAUAAUGGACGCCCAAAUGCUAGAGGGAGCACUCCAAGGAUUUGGCUGUGACAAAGACAUGCUGAUCGACAUUCUAACUCAACGUUGUAACGCACAAAGGCUGAUGAUUGCAGAGGCAUAUCAGAGCAUGUAUGGCCGGGACCUAAUUGGUGACCUGAAGGAGAAACUUUCAGAUCACUUCAAAGAUGUCAUGGUUGGCCUCAUGUACCCGCCACCUUCUUAUGACGCUCACGAACUCUGGCAUGCCAUGAAGGGAGCAGGCACUGAAGAGAAUUGCCUCAUUGAUAUUUUAGCUUCAAGAACAAAUGGAGAAAUUUUCCAGAUGCGAGAAGCCUACUAUUUGCAAUACAACAGCAACCUUCAAGAGGACAUUUACUCAGAGACCUCAGGACACUUCAGGGAUACUCUCAUGAACCUGGUCCAGGGAACCAGAGAAGAAGGAUACACAGAUCCUGCAAUGGCUGCUCAGGAUGCAAUGGUCCUGUGGGAAGCCUGUCAACAGAAGACAGGGGAACACAAAACCAUGCUGCAAAUGAUCCUGUGCAACAAAAGUUAUCAACAACUAUGGCUGGUUUUCCAGGAAUUUCAAAAUAUUUCUGGGCAAGACCUAGUAGAUGCCAUUAAUGAAUGUUAUGAUGGAUACUUCCAAGAGUUGCUAGUUGCAAUUGUUCUAUGUGUUCGAGACAAACCAGCCUACUUUGCUUAUAGGCUAUAUAAUGCAAUCCAUGACUUUGGUUUCCAUAAUAAAACCGUAAUCAGGAUUCUAAUUGCCAGAAGUGAAAUAGACCUGAUGACCAUCAGGAAACGAUACAAAGAGAGAUACGGAAAAUCCCUAUUUCAUGACAUUAAGAACUUUGCUUCAGGGCAUUAUGAGAAAGCUCUGCUCGCCAUCUGUGCUGGUGAUGCUGAAGAUUACUAAAUCAAGAGAUGGAUUUGCAGGACUGCACACUCCUCUCUACAGACUUGUCAAAAUAUAGAGUUUGUGAUAAAUUUGUAUUGUUAGAAGCAUUGUAGCAAAACUGUAGAAUCAUAUUUUUUCUGCUAUCUUUAAAAUCAUUCUGAGCCAAAGAAGAAUCUAUUGAUAAAAGUAUAGGAGGCUAGAUUUGUACUUAUUAUCCAAAUCAGCGAUUUAUUAAAUUGUGUAUAAUGGAAUAAUAAAAAAUUUUUUCGUUGAAAUAUA
This is a messenger RNA of Lynx canadensis (Canada lynx), 1565 nucleotides long. It is a transcript of the gene ANXA10, whose product is annotated as annexin A10. NCBI's taxonomy places the organism in Eukaryota, Metazoa, Chordata, Mammalia, Carnivora, Felidae. The transcript has 13 exons. Gene Ontology annotation, molecular function: calcium-dependent phospholipid binding; calcium ion binding. Gene Ontology annotation, cellular component: cytoplasm. Bases 390 to 1304 code for a protein of 304 amino acids. The record is from RefSeq and is a predicted model, not a curated record.